AUGACCGUCAAAACCAUUUAUAUUGCAAGACAUGGCUAUAGGUCCAACUGGCUGCCAACUGGUCCUUACCCGGAACCACCAACAGGUAUUGAAAAUGAUGUUCCAUUAGCAGCCCAUGGUUUGGAGCAAGCAGAAGAACUAUGUAAAUACAUUGAGACUCUAGCAAUCAAACCGAAUGUUGCCUUCACAUCACCAUUCUAUCGUUGUUUACAGACAAUCGAACCUACAGUAAAGGCACUAAACAUAGAAUUAUACGUCGACAGAGGAUUAGGUGAAUGGUUUAAACCGGAUAGAGACGUAAUCCCCAUACCAGCAAAUAAUACACUAAUCAGCAAAUUUUUCCCUGGUCUGAUAUCUGAAGGAUGGGAAGACAGUAAAAUGCCAAGUUUGCAAGGUGAAACAGAAGAGGAUAUUUUUAAUCGAUGUAAAGAAUUCUGGCCAAUUUUUAUGAAAAAUGUAGAGAAGAAGUUUCCUAAGGUUGAAAGUAUCAUACUUGUAACUCAUGCAGCCACCAAAGCAGCUUUAGGGAUGAAUCUAUUGAAAUUUCCUAAUGCAAGAAUGGGAAUUGAUGAAAAGGGAACUAUGAUCAGAAAUGGUAGUUGUUCACUAGAUAGAUAUGAUCUGAUUAAAGAUGGUGGAAGUGAAGAUUUUUAUUCUAGUGAAUGGAAAUUAGUAAUGAAUGGAAAUACUUCAUUUUUGUCCAAAGGUGAAGAAAUGAAUUGGAAUUUCAAGAAUAGGUGGGAAGCUGGGUCAGAUGCUGAUAUAAAAUCAAGAAAACAUAACAACAUAGAGAUGUCAAAUGCUGAGGUUAAAAGUAAGCUUGAAUAG
Molecule: messenger RNA, 828 nt
Organism: Arxiozyma heterogenica
Lineage: Eukaryota; Fungi; Ascomycota; Saccharomycetes; Saccharomycetales; Saccharomycetaceae
Exons: 1
Coding region: 1-828 (275 amino acids)
Source: RefSeq, a predicted model, not a curated record